Polistes dominula (European paper wasp) is the source of this 1125-nucleotide messenger RNA. Its product is annotated as 4-vinylanisole receptor. Gene Ontology annotation, biological process: sensory perception of smell; detection of chemical stimulus involved in sensory perception of smell. Gene Ontology annotation, cellular component: plasma membrane. Gene Ontology annotation, molecular function: odorant binding; olfactory receptor activity. The record is from RefSeq and is a predicted model, not a curated record. NCBI's taxonomy places the organism in Eukaryota, Metazoa, Arthropoda, Insecta, Hymenoptera, Vespidae.
UCCAUGAAGUUUUUGGGAAUUUGGCCUGAGAAAAGAAGAUUUAAUCGACUAUCAAGUUACGUCGUUUUAAUGCCACUCGGUAUGAUGAUAGUAUUCAUCAAUAUACCACAAACGUUUGAUCUUUACUAUAUAUGGGGUGAUCUUAAUUCUAUGGUUGAAAAUUUGUCAAUUGGAAACAUGGUCGUGUUCAUAUCCGUCUUGAAGACUAUCAUCUUUUGGUUUAACGGAGAAUCCAUUCGUCCGCUGUUAAAAAGUAUGGAACAAGAUCGAAAAGAAGCGAGUACCGAAGAAGAAGUUAAAAGGAUGAUGAGAAUAGCAAAAAUUUGCAGAAGAUUAUCAGCAGCAUUAAUUUUAACGUAUUACACGCUUCUUCUUAUACUCAUCAUUCUACAAAUUCUUUUAGUUUACAUCGCAGGACGUGUUUUAAUAUUGCGUUCAUAUUUUCCUUACAACUUUCAAAAGACACCGAAUUAUCAGCUAACCAUUGUCGCUCAAAUGACAGCUGCAUACUUCACUGGAGGAACUUAUACAGGUGUUGACACUUUUGUGGUUACUUUGGUGCUACACGCAUGCGGACAAUAUGAAAAUUUGGAACAACGAUUACGCAACGUUUGUAUCAAAACUGACGAUGAUUUUCAAACUAAGUUAACACAAAUUGUUAAAAAACACAAUGCUUUAAAUAGAUUUGUUGAGACGAUCGAGGAACAAUUUAAUGAUAUGUUAUUGUUACAAAUGUUAUGCUGUACGAUUUUACUUUGUGUUACAUGUUUUUUGGCAACAUCGUCAAUUGGAGGAAACAAUAAUAUGAUGUCCGUUCAAUUAGCAUUCUUUAUGGUAUAUUUAACAUAUAUUUUACUUCAAAUGUAUAUGUAUUGUUAUAUUGGUGAAAGAUUACUUUCCGAGGGUAUUGGAAUUAUCGAUGCUAUAUACGAAUGUAAAUGGUAUACUUUACCACCCAAUGAAGCUAAAUCAUUAAUGAUAAUUAUGCUUAGAGCAAAAAUACCUCUGCAAAUUACAGCUGGUAAAUUUUGUCAGUUCAGUCAUAAUCUGUUUAGUAGUAUUUUGAAGACAUCAAUGAGUUACUUGUCGUUACUGCAUGCAAUGAAUGUAGGAAAUGCUGAAUGA